Molecule: messenger RNA, 477 nt
Organism: Ilex paraguariensis (yerba mate)
Lineage: Eukaryota; Viridiplantae; Streptophyta; Magnoliopsida; Aquifoliales; Aquifoliaceae
Source: the annotation of a GenBank genome assembly
AUGGAGUGUAGAAAGUUUGAUCUCAAACUUAUAUCAGCUACUAAUCUGAGAGACGUACGUAAGAUAUUUAGGAUGAAGGUUUAUGCAGUGGUUACUAUUGCAGGCAAAGCAAAAACAGAGAGACGAACUCCGGUAGAUAAGGAAGGCGAGACCAAUCCUACUUGGAACUUCACGUUGCAAUACAUGAUCGGUGAGUUGGCUGUGCAAAACGAAGGGAUUGAGGUGCAUCCAAAUGUCAAUGGAGGAGGCGCUAAUAUAUUGACACGUCAAGUGCAAAGUAGCAGUGGAAUUUCUCAGGGAGAGCUGAAAUUUUCAUUUGGUUUUGGAGAGACAGUUAUCAUCAAACGACCCUCAAAGUGGAGGAAAAUGUUAAAGGCUGGAACAGUGGUUUUACUAAACUUGAUUUCAGCAGUCCUUGGCCAAGGUAAUGCAAUACCAUUGUUUAUGGAUGCUGGUAGCGGUGUAGAUUUUAUGUGA